AUGGGUCCAAAAAAAGAAAUAAAAAAACCAUUGGAAGUAGUUCUUCCUUCAAUUGAUAGUCCUGUAAAUACUGAUGAAUGGCGUUGCGCUGUUGUAAUGGCUGUAGAAAAGUCCUAUAGUGACAACUUUGUUUUGAAAGAGUUUGAGGAAGAAGCAUCUAGUAAAUGUCGUCGUGACGUUACUUUAAUAAGUUAUGAUCAUUUGGUUUUAAAGAUAUUACAAGAUUUUAUUAAUGGUGAACUUCCUUUUAAGUACAGUUAUUUAUUGCAUUUUUCAUCCAUAUUCCAAGAAGCAGCAGAAUAUAUUAAAAGUAAAAGUGAGAUCCCCGUCCAGUUACUGGUAAAAGUUGUAAAAGUUCUAUUGUAUUUUUACAGAGAAGAGAGUUUAAAAAUUAUUGCCAGUAACCAAUUGGGACCUAAAGAUCCUGUGAGGAUCAUGAUGGAAAGACCUUAUGUCAGUGGUGCUGUUUCAAAAGAUGCAAAAUCAAACAUAAAUAAAAAGGAACAGCGGAAAGGGAAAAAUCAGUUGAAUGAACAGAAUGCAGGAAUUAAAUUAAGACCUCCAAGUUUUGCAAAAGAGGGGACAAAACUUUUAAGAAGAGAAGAGAUAGCCAAAGAAACAGUAUUCAAAUGUAUUGAUGAUGCUCCUUAUGAUGGUUAUUUUAAUUUAUAUGUCUUGCUAACAGGGUUCUACAAUCCCGAAUUUCCCAUGGAAUUGAUCAAGGCUCAAGUUCCAUUGCAUCAAGUAUUGUGCAUCGACACAGAUUUCUCUGGUGUAAAAUAUACAGAAUCAGCAAAUUUUAAGAAAACAAAUAAGAAAUCUAUGCAAAACAAACCUUAUGAAAUACAAUUAUUUUGGGAUGAUUUUUUAAAAAUGCUUUGGAGCCAGAAAAAAAAAAUAUUUUUCAAAGAUGUAAUUUUUCAAAAGUACAUUCCUAGAAAAUUAGGAUGCGAAUACAAGCAACGUCGAGAAUUUAUUUACAGAGAAAUAAGUUAUUUGAUGUAUGAUUUGUCAGAGUACAAAAAGCACCAUCUUAAUUAUUUGAAAAAUAUGAAAUUGUGGGACGUUUCAGAAGAAAGUGAUGAUGAUGAAAUGAAAAAAAGAUUAGGUAGUAUUAGUUAUGAAUUACCCGAUGAGUGCAUAACCAUACCAGUCGUUUUGCAAAAUAUUUUAAAUAUUCUUUCGCAAACAUCCGAAAUGAACGAUUCAGAUAAUUCAUCUGAAAAUAGUGUUGAUUCAAGAACUGAUACAAUAAAUUUGGUUUUUCCCGAGAGUGACAUGUUUGAAUUACCAUAUUCUGCAGUGAUGCCCCUUUGGAGUCAAAUUAUAAAAAAUUCGGGAAAUAUCAAUAAUUUGAAAGUUUAUUCAAAAUUAAAAGAAUUAGAUUUAAAAUAUUACAUAUGUGAAAAUACUUUAAAAAGGAAAUCAGUUCAAAAACAAAAUGUCAGAGAAAGAUCUCGUUGCGAAUGGAGUCAUCAGAAAAUAAGUAAAAAUUUGGCUCAAGCUUUAGAUUGCAACGGAACGUUUGCCUCUUAUUGGACCAAAUAUAAAAAAAGUGGGAGUUUAAGAAGUUCUUCUUUUUCAGCAGUCUUAGAUUAUUCCCUGUAUGUGUUCCUUGCUUCAAAACUUAUUUGCCCAUUUGAAGAGCCCAAAUUGAAAUCGUCGCCGAAAACUGCACUGAGUGAAAUAAUACAUUUGAAAAAAAAUUCUAGUUUUGAAUUAAUAAAAAAUCUGGAUAAGGAAUUUCGAAAGCCUCAUUUUACAGUGACCGAUUGUUCUCGAAAUGUCGUCAAGUGCAUACCUUGGAACCUUAAAAAUACCGACAGAGAUUUUUUUUGCCCUCAAAAAUUUAAAAUAGUAACUCCAGAAAAAGUGAAAACUAGUUCGGCUCCAGAAAUUCGUUUGCCUGUGUGUUUCAUAAAUGAAGCAUCUUUUAUUAGUGAUUUUUAUGUAUCAGAAGAAGCUAAAGAAAACAUAAAAUGGACCGCGUAUACAGAUAUGACGAAUUUUUGUAAAAAAAACAAUUUUUUAAAUGCAAACGGAUUCAAUUUCGUUGAAGAACUUAACAAAACAAAACUAUUGAAAAAAAAACAAAAAUAUUGGAACGAAUUUAAUUGCAUCGAUCACUCGUAUUCCGUUUUAACGGAUUCCAUUUUCAUGAGAGCUCACAACAAAAAAAAUCCAAAUAAUUUUUUCAGCGAAACUUUUAAUCAAAGUUUGAAAUCAAGAAUCGGAUUAAGAGAUUUUUUCGAAUAUAUUUUAGAGGAUGAAAGCAAUUGGAUUUCACACCAAGAAAUACUAUCGGAAAAAAAAAAUCCAACCCUCGUCCAAAAUACAUUAUUUAAAAGUUCAUUUGACGCAUAUUCAGAUACAGAUUUUUGGCUUGAAAAUUCCAUAAAAUAUCAAGAAUAUGUUAAAUUAACCGGAAACGUAUUAAAAAUAAAAAAAGAUGAUUAUUUAAGAAAAAAAUCCGUUGGAAAUAAAGAAAUUGUUAAAUUAAAAAGUUCGGAAAAAUUUUCGGAUGCUCACGGAAGCAUCAUCGCGCAGGAAAAUUCAAAUGAAAAAAAUGAAAAUCAGUAUUGUUUCGAAGGAUACAAUGUCGACGAAGUAGCAGUUCAAUUUUCAGGUAUCAAAACCGAAUACUUUGUUCAAGACUGUAGCAUAACCGUCGAUCUAUUGGAAAGACUAUACGGAAAACAACAUUUGGGAGUACACGUUCGUCACGGAGGAAACACUCUUCAUUUGUACAGUUACGUUUGUCCGGAACCGCACAUCGUUCUUCCCUACACAUUUCAUUUAACAUAUAAAAAUGGCAUCAUAUUAUCAUUUGGUCAAAGGCUCCUCAAAGAAACGAUAGACACGCAAGAAGUAGAACAAUUAUCAACUGAUUUUGAUUCGCCGAAAUCAAACGAAACGUUAAACAAUUGCAAAAUAAGGGAAGACGAACGGUUUGCUUACGAUUUGAAAUUAUCCAUACCGAACGGUUUAAUGGUUGAAGUUGUUCCGAACAUAGUUGAACCCUGUUACAUAAAACAAUAUUUUCUCAAUGAGUCGUCAAUUAAUGAUGUUAAAAAUGAAAAUUGUAGAAUUUUUUUACCCAACGGUAACGUGAUAUCAAUAAAAAAAGAUAAUACGUUUAUUAUAUUAAAGGGAAACACGUCCAUUGUGUCGGGUUCUUUGAACAAUAUCACAAAUGAAACAAUGGAUGAUGAAAAAUUAAAAUUGAAAAAAUAUAAUUUGAUCACGCCGAUGAGCUAUAAUAAAACAAUUGAAAACGGAAUCGUUAAAUCUUCGAAAAAAAUUCAAAUUUCCGAACACAUCGACAUUGAAUCGAAACAAACAUUUUAUAGACGAAUGGACGGCACUAAUUACGUCAUUAAAAAUGACGGAUCAAUUUCCGUUCAAUUUAAAGAUAAUACAAAAAUAUCACGUUGUCCUUUUUUCGGAGGGGAAUCAUUUAAAAAUGAUGCAAAGGAAAGCAUCGCCGAAUAUUUUACGGAUUCCGAGGAAAUAGAUUUUACCAUCAUUUACGAAGAAAUAAUCAUCGAACAUCCUUCGUACGCGACCGUUAUUUAUAAUUCAAGAUAUCGAGAAUGGAAAAUUAUACUUCCGGAUGAGUCGAAAAUAACGGUCAAAAAAAAUGGAUACUAUUCCGUUAUAAUAGAUAAUCGAACCGAAAUGAAAAUCAAUAAAGAUUUAAUACACAUGAAUAGAUAUUCGACGGAUUUAAAUUUGAUAUGUCGCGUGACCGUUAAUCCAAACGUUUUUUCCGUUGACAACGUGGAAAAAAUUUAUUGUAAAAUGGUAAACGAAACGUUGGGAGAAACGUUCAUCGUCGAAUCUAAUUCAAAUACUUACAUAUUGGCAAACGAAAAACAAAAUGGUAAAAUUAAUGCAAGCCAAAAAAUGAAUUACCAAACUCCGCCGGAAAAUGUCAUGGAAACAAAAGGGAAUAAAUUAUCGUUGGAAAAUAAAUAUUUCAUAUUGAGAAAAGAUUUUUCCGGGAUUCAAAUCCUUCACGUGGAUGACGUAAGAAAAACUUUAUUAGAAUUAGAAAAAGGAACUUUGGUGUACGUUCAAGAAUUUGACGAAUUGAAAAAGUUGCGAUGUUUUGUCAUAAUAACUCCCGUUUCCGAGGAUUAUUUUCAAGAAGUUUACAACGAAAAAAUGGAAUGGAAAACAAAAUCAAUCAUUCCGAAUCCUGUACACAAUUCAAAAAAUUCAGAAACUUUAAUAAGUUCGACUUACGGAGUUCCGCCAUCUUGGAUGCAUCCAUUUCCGAAAAAAAGAAAAAAAUUUGUCGUACCUGAAAAUUUAACUUGUAACGUUUUCAUUGAAACAAGUAAAACAAAUUUACAACCGGGUAACGGAUCCAUUGAUCAUUUUUUUUGCGAACACGUUGAUUCAGAUGAUUAUGAUAUUUUAUGGAAAACCAAGUGUGGUGAUAAUAAUAAUAAAAAAGAAGAUUUUAUUAGAAGAUUAUCAGACGACGAUCAAAUAUUAUUAAAAAAAAUGUACAGUCGAGUUGCAAGUAAAUUAAUAAAUGAGAAAAAAAAAUUAAGGCCUUUUAAUCAGGAAUUAUUGGAUCGUUAUUUGAAAAUGAGUAAAUAUUACAAUGAAUUAAGGGAUUAUCAUAAAAAUUCAAUCAGGUAUCACACAAUUCCAAAUUAUUUUCAACAUCCUGCUGGUAUGUCUUGGCUUUUGAUCGAUUCUUGGAUUAACGAAUUAAAAUUAACGGAAUCUAAAACGAAACUUCCGGAAACUGGUCCGGAAACUGUUUCGAUUGAUUCAUUAAAAUCUCAUUCGACAUUUUCAAACGAAGAAAUUGAAUAUAAUUUAUCUGUGUCAUCGAUAAAAAGUUUUUCCGAUUUAAAUUAUUAUUCUGAUUUAUCGGCAAAAAGUGGGCCCCCGAAUAUACAUGAGAAAAAUGUUUGCACUUGUAAAGUUAAACCCGUGAUGAGAAAUGCUAUAUCGGCCCCCUUGUAUUUAUUUAAAGAUAAAACGAAUGAACCGGUUGAUAAUUUUGAAAAAUCUCAAAAUAUAUUGCAAAUGUUUAACGAAUUUAAUCAAAAUGAUGGUUUUAAAAAUAUUCACGCUGAUAAGAAAUUAUUACCGUCAAAACCGAAAAUUCAAACAACAACAACAUUAUCACCAUCAUCAACAUUAUCAUAUACUCCACCGUCAUUACCAUCACCUUCAUUUCCAUUUUUAUCACCAUCAUCAUCGUCAUCAUCAUCAUUAUCAACAUUAACACAAUCAUCAUCAUCAUCAUCAACGCAUUUACCACCAAUCAUUUUAAAUGAUUUAAUGACUUUAGGAUUAAUUUAA
Molecule: messenger RNA, 5328 nt
Organism: Pediculus humanus corporis (human body louse)
Lineage: Eukaryota; Metazoa; Arthropoda; Insecta; Psocodea; Pediculidae
Exons: 1
Coding region: 1-5328 (1775 amino acids)
Biological process (GO): axonemal central apparatus assembly; epithelial cilium movement involved in extracellular fluid movement
Cellular component (GO): axonemal central apparatus
Source: RefSeq, a predicted model, not a curated record